AACAAAUCAAGAGUCACUACUUUUAUUUUGAAAUCUCCACCGGAUGUUCAGAACUUCAGAACUACUGGUGCUGUAGCGCUUUAUGUGGAGAGAGACUGCAGGAAAAAAAACAGCAGGCAUGGCGGGGCGCGGGAAAAGAAAACCCAGGUCUUCGCCGCAGACAGAAACACCAAACGGGGAGGUGAAAAAAGCAAAAGAAGGGCAAAGGGAUGAGAAGACUGUUGCAGGAGAAAUGAAAGAAGAAGUAGAAAGAUUGUACAAGCUACGCAUGCCUGAUGAUUUUUUCCAGUUUUGGGAAUUUUGCAAGAGUCUUCGUGCUGACUGUCCACAAGAUGCCCUAAAGGAAACACUUGGGCUUCGGCUUGUUGGCCCGUUUGAUAUCCUGUCCAAAAAACAUAAGAGCUCGUCGUCCUCUCAGCCCAACUUUCACCUUCAUUGGCGUCAUUUCUAUGAUCCCCCAGAGUUCCAGACAAUCAUACUGGGCAAUGUAGACACCCAGCACCACAUGGGCUACUUUAGAGAUUUGCCUGAUGCUUUACCUGUGUUCAUUGGGGAGAAUGAAGCCAAGAAGGGCUGUACCAUCACACAGAUGGGGGACAACAUCUUUGGAGCAGUUCUGCUGUUUUUGCAGAAGAAAAGAAAGGAGAGGGGACAACAGAAGAACGAAGCUGCUUUGGACAGGUUAGAAAAAGAUUUGAAGCGAGAGGCAGAGAGGUUGGAUUUGCCUCUAGAGCAGAAAACUAAAGCAAUGAAACAAAGAGAGAGAAAGGUGGUCACAAAGACAUUUCAUGGAGCAGGAAUUGUGGUUCCAGUGGAUAAAAAUGAUGUUGGAUAUAGAGAAUUGCCAGAAACCGAUGCAAGUCUGAAGAAAAUUUGCAAAGCGAUUGCAGAGGCCAAAGAUGAUGAGGAGAGGAUGAAAGCUUUCGCGCCCAUUCAGGAAAUGAUCACCUUCGUUCAGUUUGCCAAUGAUGAAUGUGACUACGGCAUGGGCUAUGAGCUUGGGAUAGACCUGUUCUGUUAUGGCUCACAUUAUUUCAAUAAAGUGGUACGUCAGCUACUGCCAAUGGCGUACAAUCUGCUGAAUAGAGGUCUGUUUGGAGAGAUACUGGAGGCGCACCUCGCCAGUCGUUCCCAGGACAACCUUGACCAGCUCGCUGCUGUCUGACGUAUAUUGAGAGGAUAAGCUAUUCAUAAUGACUUCCUGUAAAUGGUGUCGGGGUGGGGUCAGAGACAGAUUACACUGCACUAAAUUACGCUGUUAGGUACUGCUGCUUCAUUGAAAAUGCUACAAAGCCCAUGAAAGGUUAGUUUCUUAAACCUGAAGUACUCUUACUUUUAUAAAAGAUGUAUUGGAUCAUUAAAUAUAAGCAUUUCACUUUGCAUACAUGUAAUUGGUUUAACUUAAUUCGAAUGAAUUGGCACAUAUGUGUUUUUUUUAAGUAACUCAGUGUUCACUUAAGUUUAGCCUUAAACUAAUAGUGAAAUCAAAUUGAGUUUUCCUCUCCAGGUUCUACAUCAUGAGAAUCAACAUUUUGUGAUUAACACUGUGCCUUUCCAAAACCUGAUUCUCUUUCAUUCACAACCAUAGAGAAAUGAGUUACAGCAGAUGAGAGUUCAGUAUGUUACAUAUAUUAUUUACGAUUACGCUUUCUGCAUUGCCAUUAACAUAUUUUGCAUAACCCAGUUGCUUGAAAUCAAAAGGUCCUUCAGUUUACCAGUUUAUCUGUGCAGUGAGUCUUGAGUUUGAAGUUUAUGUUUGUGAAAGCAGAAUGUACAAUACAUAGAAUAAGCAGCUGAUUCUUGGUUUUGAUUGUUAAAAUGGUACUUUAAGUAAUCUGUACUGAGAAAAUGAGUUUUUUUUAGUGUAAAGUUAUUACUGUCUCUGUUCACCAUUGUUAUAAUUCCGUUAUUGUCGCCCAGUACUGUUCCAAAGUAGAUGUUUAAUAAAGUGUAUAUUUUUUA
This is a messenger RNA of Megalobrama amblycephala (Wuchang bream), 1962 nucleotides long. RefSeq names its product histone PARylation factor 1. The transcript is spliced from 8 exons. The coding region runs from base 83 to 1165 and encodes 360 amino acids. The record is from RefSeq and is a predicted model, not a curated record. Gene Ontology annotation, cellular component: nucleus. Gene Ontology annotation, biological process: regulation of protein ADP-ribosylation; DNA damage response. Lineage: Eukaryota; Metazoa; Chordata; Actinopteri; Cypriniformes; Xenocyprididae. Gene Ontology annotation, molecular function: histone binding; poly-ADP-D-ribose binding.